Molecule: messenger RNA, 335 nt
Organism: Pelobates fuscus (common spadefoot toad)
Lineage: Eukaryota; Metazoa; Chordata; Amphibia; Anura; Pelobatidae
Exons: 2
Coding region: 196-330 (44 amino acids)
Source: RefSeq, a predicted model, not a curated record
GAUAGACCAGUCAGAGGAGGAGGAGGAGAAGGAGGAGAAGGAGGGGGGAAAGAAAAGAGGAGGUCGGAGCAGCUUCGAGCGCAUCAUCAGAGCCCACCACACCGCGCCCCACACACGGCACACAGCGAGCUGCUGUAUGCCCCAUCACCGGCCGCCCCUGCCCUGUGCCACCGCGUCUUCCUAGGAACCGGCUGUAUGAUUAAGCUACAAUCUUCAAUGAGUAAGCAUAGCCCUCAGUUCUGUGGUGUUCUUGGUCACACAUUUAUGGAGUUUCUGAAGGGCAGUGGAGACUACUGCCAGGCACAGCAUGACCUAUAUGCAGACAAGUGAACUGU